Messenger RNA from Aspergillus puulaauensis, 948 nucleotides. Its product is annotated as alternative oxidase. Bases 1 to 948 code for a protein of 315 amino acids. The transcript has 3 exons. Gene Ontology annotation, molecular function: alternative oxidase activity. The record is from RefSeq and is a predicted model, not a curated record. Lineage: Eukaryota; Fungi; Ascomycota; Eurotiomycetes; Eurotiales; Aspergillaceae. Gene Ontology annotation, biological process: alternative respiration. Gene Ontology annotation, cellular component: mitochondrion.
AUGAGCCACCUUAUCGGAAGACGAGCUCGUCUCGUGCUUGGCCCUCGAAUCACGUCCAAUAUCUCGUCUCCUAUUAUUUCACCUAUUCAACUUCUACCUGGGACAAGAUAUCAUACACAAGACGCCACCCAAAAGUCAUCAUGGACGCACCCAGUAUACACCCAAGAACAAAUCCAAUCCGUCCAAAUCGCACACAAAAACGCAACGAACCUCCCCGACAAACUCGCCCUAGGCACAGUCCGCUUCCUCCGCUGGGGCAUGGACUUCGUCACAGGCUACCGCUCAAGCACAGCAUUAACGAAUAACACCAUGACAGAGCAGAAGUGGAUAACCCGGUUUAUAUUCCUAGAGAGCGUCGCCGGCGUGCCGGGUAUGGUAGCCGGGAUGUUACGCCAUCUGAAGAGUAUCAGGCGGAUGAAGAGAGAUCAUGGGUGGAUAGAAACCCUCCUCGAAGAAGCCUACAACGAACGAAUGCACCUCCUCACCUUCCUAAAACUCAGCUCGCCCGGCCGGCCAAUGCGCCUUAUGGUCCUGGGCUCGCAAUGCGUCUUCUUCACGGGGUUCUCCAUCGCAUACCUCCUCUCCCCGCGCAUCUGCCACCGUUUCGUCGGGUACCUGGAAGAGGAAGCAGUGAUUACAUAUACAAAAGCCAUCACCGAUCUCGACAGCGGUCUGCUGCCGAAAUGGGAGGAGACCAAGAUACCUGAUAUGGCUGUGAAGUACUGGCAGAUGCCAGAGGGGAAGCGGGAUAUGAGAUCGCUGCUGCUGUAUGUGCGUGCUGAUGAGGCGAAGCAUCGCGAUGUGAAUCAUACCUUAGGUAGUCUGGACCAGGACCGAGACUGUAAUCCGUUUUCGGCGAAGUUUAGGACGCAGGCGGGGAAGGCAAAGGAGGUUUUGGGGGAGAAUAUGCGUGGGUUUGAGUUGGGGGCGCGGAAGGAGAGGGUUUAG